AUGAUUGUUAAGGAAAUAGUUCGAGGGACAGCGGAGCAUGAGUAUUCCUGUCUGCCCGCUUUUUCGUACAUGAUCGACGCUCUUAAUGUUGGCACUACCUAUUCCAUCAUGGUGAACAAGGUCGAUUGUAGGUUUAUGUACUACUUUUUAUCGUUGGGCCUUUGCAUUAAGGGAUUCGCCUACAUGAGGAAGGCUAUUGCGGUCGACGACACUCAUUUAUACGACAAGUACGAGGGCGUGCUACUAAGCACGGUUGCACAGGAUACGGAGAACCAUAUUUAUCCUAUUGCCUUUUGCGUCGUUGACAAGGAGAACAAUGCAUCUUGGACGUUCUUCUUUGAGAAGCUGAAGUCUAUUGUGGUCGAUGGACCAGAUUUGUGUUUUAUCUCCGAUAGGCACAAGAGCAUCGCCAACGGCAUCGCAAAGGCGUACAACCAUGCUCAUCAAGGGUACUGUAUGAGAAACCUAGGUAAAAAUCUCUGGGUAAAUCACCACUGCGGAGAACACUUCUAUCUAUUCUACAACGCGGCAAAGGCAUAUUCUCCCGAGGAGUUUAGCGACUAUUUUGUGGAAUUUAAAAACUACUGUCCCGAAGCAUUCUUUUUCCUCGAGCAUGAGCUUGGUUUUAAGAAAUUGAGCAGGGCAUAUUUCCCCGGUAACAAGUUUGACGUGAUGACCACAAAUAUUGUCGAGUCAGUAAAUGUUAUAUUGAUUGAUGAAAGGAAGUACCCCGUGGCAUCCAUAUUCAAUUAG
Capsicum annuum is the source of this 753-nucleotide messenger RNA. RefSeq lists its product as uncharacterized. The transcript has a single exon. The record is from RefSeq and is a predicted model, not a curated record. Lineage: Eukaryota; Viridiplantae; Streptophyta; Magnoliopsida; Solanales; Solanaceae. The coding region runs from base 1 to 753 and encodes 250 amino acids.